Molecule: messenger RNA, 7305 nt
Organism: Seminavis robusta
Lineage: Eukaryota; Bacillariophyta; Bacillariophyceae; Naviculales; Naviculaceae
Source: the annotation of a GenBank genome assembly
AAACACCGCUUGCGGUGGCGAAAUGCCAUUCCUUUCAGACCUGCCAACCAGACACAGCCUGUGUCGGUUCACACUCGACAUGGAACUUCUCUCCCUUUAGCGUCUUCACUAGCAACUUCAUCGUGACGGUCUAUCGAUCUGCUUGUCGUGUCUUUGACUUUGUUUUGGCUGUUGGCAGUUGCGAGUUCUGAGACGAGGCGACUGCAGUGAGCCGGUGCUGGGACCGAUGGUGAGACGGAGGGUUAAGGAUAAGAAAGCCAUCGAACCGCGAGGAUCCAAAUUCACGAUUUGCGAGGGCAUUUUUUCCAGAGACCAAAAAGCACGACGCAUCAAACACGGCAGAACAAAGAUCUAUUGGUUGUUGUUGCCUCCCUCGAGUGGUGUUGGUAUUGUAAAGAGUUCGAGUGGUCUAGACUCCUCUGCAGCAGGAAGCGUCUGAUUGGAAAUUCUGUGUUGUCGCUAGAAAGAAUUGAGUUGGUUUGAUAUUUUGUCGAGUCGAGUCAUUGAUCGCACCCAUGGAUUUGGCACGAUGGGCCCUGAGUGGAAUCGGCGGGGCGGAUGGCGAGGAACAACAGCCAGAUCAGCAAGAUCAGCAGGAGAACGAGCAAGCGAGCGCUGAAACCUUGUCGCCUGAAGAAAUGCGAGCUCAGCGCUUGGCCCGUAUGGAAGCGAUGCAGAAGAAACAGGCCGAGACUGCUGCUGCUGCUGCCUCCUCAUCGAAAAGCGAGGACCCCAAACCCAUGGAGAUUGACGAAAAACCCGCUGCCAAGUCGGCUCCCGAGAAAAUGGAUGUGGACGUCGAGGAAAAGAAGACUAGCGCCAAAUCGUCUGCCGCGGCUCUGUUGCCGCAAAAGGAACCCAAUAAGAAACGAAAAUCCGCCACAACAACAACUGCUGAUCCAGCACGAAAAACACAGAAAAAGGCAGAAGCUAUGCUCAAAAAAGUUCUCUCGGUUGCCCUCACUGGAACCUCCACCACCAGUGACUCUUCCUGUGUCGUGAUCAAUAUUGACGACACCGCCAUUUCCGUACAAACCAUUGCCGAGAUUCUAGCAACCCGUCUUUCGUUGCCCGCGAAUGCUCCAGAAUUGAGAACCAUGCCGGCGCAAAAGGCCCUCAUUCCGUACUUGGCUCAGUGCCAUCGAAGAGCUGCUGAAGAGCUCAAAACGAUGAAACAAUCGUCCAGCAAGAGCAAGUCAACUUCGACACCAGAGCUCAUGGAAAUUCUGGAAGAAAUCAAACGACAAGUUGUCAAUUAUGCAGGCUCCUGUCUCAUGGUACCAGAAUUGUUCGAAUUAGGCAAAGAUGCUCCCAUGCAAUUGGCCAAAUGCAUGACUUCCAAUGUCACUGAUUUGGCUUCCUCCAUCACCUUUGGCGUCACUGGGCCAGCUAGCUCCUUCUACUUUUUGCUCUGCGAAGAGCUGGUUUCCAACGACGAAGAAGCCUUCAAGCGCGUGAUUGGAGAAAUUGUGGCGCAGUUGACCAAACAGUUGGCCAGAACCGAAAAUGUCUUGGAUGGAGGCGAUGGCGUGACAGAGGGCAGUGCAUUGGUGAUGGUGUCCGCCCUGACAUCCGUUUGCAGCCACAAAGAGGCAGCCAAGGUCGUCGCGCAACUCCCCAAUUUCCUAUUGCCACCGGAAGGGUCCGACAAGGCAAAGGAAGUGGUUGAGAACAGACCUCAGGCAGGAGCAGAUCUCAUGUCCAGAUUGUUGGGGCUUGGAAAUCGUAGCUAUUUGCGACGAUCGGGGCCAGCGUUGGAUAAGGAAACAAUUUUGGGCCUUUGUCUGAGACCUGGAAUUCCCAAAAUCAAUCCGGCGUUUAGCAAUGUUCGAAUGUCGAUGGAUUCCGUAGAGCGCACGACAAGCUCGCAACGGCGGCAGCUGCGUGUUCAUCAGGAAGCGUGCAACCAACUGGUCAUGAAGCUUGUCCGGGCUGGGCCUGGGGCCCAAGGAGCGGUCAUGAAGUGGUUCCAGGACGCACUCGUUGUCAACGUUGGAGCCACUGGUUUGCGUCCUGAUCCACGCAAAGUUGGCUCCAUUUCAACUCUCAUGAAUGCCCUUGUCGUCAUGCUGAAGCUCUGCGAACCGUUCAUCAAUGACGAAAAGAAACAACACUUGAUCAACCCUGGAUAUGUCUCCUGUCCAAGCACACACGGUGGAGUGUAUGCGACAGGAGAAGAUGGCGUUCCCCGUUUGGGAGAGGUCGAUGCGGCCUCGAUGGAGACCGAAUACGCACCGAAGAACAAAUUUAUUCCUCAGUGCUUCUUUCUGUGUGCGCGCUUUAUUCACCUCGGAUACGCUCAUCAAUUUGCUCCCCACACAAGCCUCAUGCGGCAUAUUCAGCACAUGCACUGGGAAGCACACACCAACAACCGCAAUUUGGACAGCGACGACACGUACAUUCGAAUGCUGACAGCUCAGCGAAGCCAAGAAGUGACGCUAUUUCAAGAAGAGGUAGUCACAGACUCGCUGCGCUUUUGCAACCUAAUGGCGAAAAUCCUCUUUGAGAUGGAUGACAAGGAAUUGCGUCGUAUGCCCGAGCAUUUCGUGAUUGAUACAUGCGAUAUCAUCAUGGGAGUGGCGCGUCUCAAGCCAAAGGCACUUCGUGGUCUGGAGUUUCGCUACGUAUUCAAGCUGGUGGUGAAGUUGCUGUCUCCCACAUAUGCAGGGGUCGUUCGCAACUACAAUCUUCGGGCUACUCUUGGGGACGUUCUGUACGAUCUUUUCCUUCCGUCUGCGUCAGACGAGCGCCGUGAUGUACCAACAUCAGUUGCCUGUGAUCCGUUGGCAGGCGGUCAGACCUACCUCCUGUCGGAUCCUGCAGCCCAGGAAUCCCUUGCUCCCUCACUGCUCCUCUUGUACGGAGAAGUCGAACACACAGGCUAUUAUGACAAAAUGACGCACCGGGCAAAGAUCGCAUCUUUGAUCAAGUAUUUGUGGGAGAGCACAGAGCACCGUCCUGCCUUCCGCCGAAUCACCCAAAACAAGCAGAGCUUCAUCAAGUUUGCAAACGGUAUCAUGAACGAGACGAAUACGCUGAUUGCCACUGUAAUGCAGAAGUUGCCCGAAAUUCGAGAAGCACAGCUCAAGAUGAAGAAUACGGCUGAAUGGGGUCAGCUUGGGGAAGAAGAGCAGAACAUGAUCACUGGUCGCCUCGAUGACAACGAACGCGAGGUCAAGCAUGCCCUUCCGCUUUGCAACAAGACUUUGCAGAUGUUUGGCUACUUGAACACGGACAAGGAUAUCCGGAACCUAUUCUUGUUAGAUGAGCUGUGCAGCCGUCUCGUACAGAUGCUGGUCCAUGUGCUGACAAAGUUGGUGGGUACGAAGGGAUUGGAUCUCAAGGUGGAGAACCCAGAACAGUACGACUUCCGCCCCAAGGAGUUGCUGCGAGACUUGUGCGCCAUUUUUGCGCUCUUUGCCACUGCCAAACAGUUUCAAAUUGAAUGUGCCAAGAGCGGCUGUGAACCUACUCUCCUUGCCAAGGCUGUCCAGACAUGUCGAAAGCUGAACCUGUUGACUGGCGAAUCCAUGACUGCCUUUGAAGCGCUACCAGAUAUUGUUGCAAAGGAACGCCAAUCAGUGGAAGCCGACGACGAACUUUUGAAGGAUGCGCCGGAGAAGUUCCUCGACGCCAUGUUAUUCACGUUCAUGAAGGAUCCUGUGAUCCUGCCGAGUGGCACGAUUGUGGACCGUCCAACGAUCACCCAGCAUUUGCUGAACGAUGCCACCGAUCCAUUUAACCGUGCUCCGAUGACUGUAGAAGAUAUCAAACCAGCAACCGAGCUGAAGGAAGAGAUGAACAAAUGGCUGGAGGAGAAGCGCGCUGCUUGAGACAGCUAGCUAAUUUGAUAGCAACGCACGCAGCGUGAAAUAUGAUAAGAUCUUUUGGCAUAAGGCAGUAGCCAUCAAAAGAAUCAUAUCUACUUCGUGUACAUGUACCAGUAGUAAGGAGAGAACGAAGCAGUGCUUUCACUCGUCUGAUAAAGCAGCGCCCUCACUCAUUCACAUAAUGAGGACAUCCCUUGUCCUGAGGUGGUAUACCUUCUUUUCAGCGCAUCCCGCUGGCUUGGCGUCCGCUCGAGGUUUGGGCUUCGAUAUCUUGCUUUUCGCAUCGGUGACUACUUCCGUAUCCUUCUUGGCUUCUUCAGCGUCAAAAUCAGGCGGAACACCCUUAGACCUCUUCACGUGGACCUCCCAAAGCUCAUCUCCAAUGGACCUGGAUCGCUUCUUUCGAUUUUCGUGGUCAUAAUCGGGAUCUUCACCCUUGUCACGAGACAGAUGAACCAGAAAAAGUUCUUCCCCGACGGUAGGUUUGUUGGUGGUGUUCGUCGCGCCUUUCUCGUCAGAAGGAGCUGGCGAGGUCUUCACAGCUUCAGUAGCCUCUUCUUGCUCAGUCUCAGCAGCAACCUCAGCUUUCUGAGUGUUUGACGCUUUCUCUUCGGGAGCCGUGCUCAUGGUGUUGGAUGAUGUUGUUGCUCUGUUUGUUACUCUUAUUGUGCUUUCUCAAUAUCUCAACUCAAGGCUCCCUUGCUGAUGUUCUGGAGAUGGAUCCAUCGAUACUGGUAUAUCCAGCACACCCGUACUAGCAAGGUACCAGGUACCAGUAUCUUCUGGUACAUAGCAGCGAACAAGAACCCCUCAUCAUUUCAACGAUCGAGAUGGCAUGGAUCCAUCAAGACAUCAAGAAUCAAGAACAAGUAACAACUGUCGAACAAGAACCUCUCUUGGUUCGCUUCUCCGCGAGUGUCACCAUGUUUCGAUUCCGUCAGCGUCCUCUCAAGACGACAGGCACCCAUCAAAUCUUUUUUUCUUUCCCGAAGCUUUUACAUGUACGACUGUACAGCACUACGGCAAACACCCAGCUAGCUAGCUAGAACGGUCGCGGCUCCUGUUCACAUCAACAUGCACCUUCAGGAAGGGCAAAUAAAUCUAGCUAUUCCUCUCAAUUGGGUCCUGUAACUUUGGAUUACAGUAUCCCGAAAUCGGAGCCUGGUGGGUGAUGACAUCAUAUAGAUGUUGCAAAGCUAUCACUGUAUUCGGCGGCCCCUGGCUGGCUGCUAGUAGAAUUAUUUCGGGCAGGUGUUCACGGGAGCCGAUGAAGACCUGCUUGAACUGUGUGGCAAACACAGUUGUACAACAGUGUGUUGCUCGGAUUUCACGGAUUUUUUCUUCAUGGCCCAGGAUUCUUUCGAACCAUUACAGGCGCCGUUUCAAUGCAGCAGACGGAGCUGUCCCAUAAACCGUUGUCAGUACAGAUUCCCAAUGUACACCAUCACGCCACCAGUCCACACGCUUAGCCAGUUGGUCAUCCUUGUCGUUGAUGGUUGCCAGAACUGCUCGUGUUGCAUUCAAUAAAUUGUCGUAGUCUGCAAAGACAACGUCUCCACAUUUCUUGUAGGGCUCCAAAAACUGCUGAUCAGACCAUGUUUCCACGACUGGGAUACAGCCAAAACGACCCAUUUCUGAUAGUCGAUGGGUCUCUCCUGCUGCAGUGGCACCAUACCCAUGGGUGAUCAAGCAUACUUUGCCAUCUGCAUAGGACCUCUUAAUGUGUGCGACAGCUUUGGAUUUUUCCAUUCUGACAUUGGAGAGGGUAUUUUGGAAACUUUCUAUCAGUGGUAUUCGACGUGCCUUUAGUUCCCCAAAGAAGACGACUUCAAGGGAUCGAUUGGUGAGUGGUCGCAUGUACUUAGGAUCGCCCAGUCGGGAUUGAUGCAUCAUGGGUAAUAGCAUGACGGAAUCAUGCACACCCUUGUCUUUCAUCCAAUGAUAAUGAAAGUCUGAGUAUUCCCAGAUAACACACAAUUCUUGAUCAUGACAUGGCCUUAAAUUCUUGCGCAGCUUCCCCUCACCAACAGCAUCCAAUUGCUCUGUCUGAAUAAAGAUGCGUGGAACGGUGGUGCAGUCCCUGCAGAAAGUGUAAUCAGAUUGGACAUGCAGAACAGUUUCAGGAGGAUCCUCAGGUGUGCUGGCAUUCAAACCAUAACCUUUCAGCAUGUUUUCAAUGUUGGCUUCGUUGUCUCGGAAGAUCACUCCUCCCAACUUGACCUUGUAGGACUUGGCCUGUCCCAAGACUUUCUGUAGCUUGUUGUAUGAUGGCGAACCUUUGGGACUGGAGAAGGCAAUCAUAUCAAGACACAUUUGGUGCAAGGAGAGCUUGUUCUUGCACUCAUCAUACACCUCGACUGUGAGCUUCCUGGAUUCGUCUUGGUUGGCUAUUGUCAUUGCUGAUCGACCCAUUACGAUUUUUGUGCUCCUGCUUGAUCUUUGGAGGUUGGUGACCAUUAUGGCACACAUCAUGAGAAAAAUCACAGGUAUAAACCUUCCUUUGGUGCCUGUCAUGUUGCUGUUUGUUGAGCGAGGAGUACUAUUUGUUGGAGAGGGACGGAAGCAUCGUUGUUUGUGGUUUUGGAUCAUUGUGCCAACUUUUGGAGCGCGUUUGCGGAUGUUUGAGACCCAGGGUCUUUGGUGAUGGCGGCCUUAAGUAAAAAUGGUCACAGUGCCACAAGGCAAGCGCAAGAUGACCGAACGAGUGAUCGGGACUGUUGUACUCGGGACUGACCGUCUUUGCUCUCUCGGCCCAUCAAGUUUCAAGUCAAAUGGCACGGCAUGAUGUACCGAAAGCACGUCAAAACAUUUAUGAAGCCAAAGUUUUCUGGAGCAAAUGAAAGUGCUAGCAUGUCAUAGCUAUAGCGAAGGACCCAAUCGAGCUCUACGCCGACGAGAAACCGAGAGGGCCUUGCAAGUGGAACAGGAGAAAGUAUCAUCUACACGUGUACAGCUCCUUCCCGGCAGGGCGUCAAUCCGUCGGCAUUACGGUGUUUCAGGCUAAAAUUGCGUUGAGUAAGCUCUCGCCCUGGCGCCUAGUUCAGUGUCCAGAAUAGGAUUUGUGUUUGAGGCUGCAACAGACAUCAGCUUGGUGCUGUCGUCAUUGCAGUUGUCAAUACUAAUUCCCAUUUCACACCAGUACGCCACCAGUUUACUCGCUUAGACAGAUUCUUGUCAUCACUGCUGUUUAUGCCAUUGAGAACUGCUUUUGUUGCAUUCAAUAGAUUGUCGUAGUCUGCAAAGACUACAUCUGCACAUUUUCGGUAGGGUUCCAAGAAAAGCUCAUCUGACCAUGUUUCCAGGAUUGGAAUGCAGCCAAAGCGUCCAAAUUCAGACAAGCGAUGGGUUUCUCCUGCUGCACCUGUGUGGUAGCCAUGUGUAAUCAAACAGACUUUGGAAUCUUCAUAGGAUUUCUUCAUGCGUUUUGUGGAUUUGGUCUGUUCUGCUCUCACAUUAGAUAGUUCAUCAUUAAAGC